Molecule: messenger RNA, 516 nt
Organism: Opisthorchis viverrini
Lineage: Eukaryota; Metazoa; Platyhelminthes; Trematoda; Opisthorchiida; Opisthorchiidae
Exons: 2
Coding region: 10-492 (160 amino acids)
Biological process (GO): translation
Cellular component (GO): mitochondrion
Source: RefSeq, a predicted model, not a curated record
GCAAUAAACAUGACCCUACCCGGGCGAAACUUUUUGACAGGAGUUGCUCGAACCUUUCACUCUUCAAGGCUUGUUUGUAAAAAUACUCGAGUUGGUGUCGUUCGGCGCACACGAAAUCAGUCUAUUCCGCUCACAUAUGAACAGGCCAAAAAGCCACAUCAGAUUGGUUUGAUGAAAUCUUGGAAUUCCUGGAAUACUUCUAACUUAGAGAAUGAGUCCCUCUACACACCAGACAUCACUGUCCAGGAUGAGCUCAUCCGCGCGUUUAUUCGUGGGACUUUCCCAGUGGCCGUUGAAAGCGAGGUUAUAAUUAAGCGGCAGUGGAACGUCGUUCGUAUCGCCUUCCUUUUAUCCAGUCGCGUUCAGCCCAUUGAAGCUCAUUUUCUGAUUGGCUACUCUGAGGAAAUGCUGUCGCAUCUGCUCAGAUGCAUGGUCAAACUGGAAGUUCAAGUGAUCGCAUCCAAGAAGGAUGUUGUAUUUCGGUACAUUUGAAAACACAGAAAUGAUUGUUCGCCU